CCCUGCAGAGUUCCCGGCGGCCCGGUCCCGAGGCGCAGCGGUCGCGGCGCGCGCCCUUGUCUGCCCGCACCAUGAACACCUUCGUCUUCAACAAGCUCGGCGGCGCGGUGCUCUUUGAGGACCGCAGCGCUGCGGAGCGGGAGCGCAGCGGCAGGCCCUUUGGCGGUGUCCUGGACAGUGCUCACGUCCGCCCCGAGAUGGGCAUUCCCGAUGGCCCGACCCUCAAGGACAACCUCGGCCUGAGACACAGGCGGAACGGGGCCCGGCAGAACAGCGGAAAGGUGAGGCACAAACGACAGGCUCUGCAAGACAUGGCGCGGCCGCUCAAGCAGUGGCUUUACAAGCACCGGGACAACCCGUACCCCACCAAAACGGAGAAGAUACUCUUGGCCCUCGGCUCGCAGAUGACGCUAGUGCAGGUGUCAAAUUGGUUUGCUAAUGCAAGACGUCGGCUUAAGAAUACUGUUCGACAGCCUGAUUUAAGUUGGGCUUUACGAAUAAAGUUGUACAACAAAUAUGUCCAAGGAAAUGCUGAGCGACUCAGUGUAAGCAGUGAUGAUUCAUGUUCUGAAGAUGGAGAAAAUCCUCCAAGAAACCUCAUGAAUGAAGGGGGUUAUAAUAAUCCAGUCCACCAUCCUGUGAUUAAAAGUGAAAGCUCAGUCAUAAAAGCUGGAGUGAGGCCAGAGUCAAGGGCCAACGAGGACUAUGUGUCACCCCCAAAGUACAAAAGCAGCUUGUUGAACCGUUACCUUAACGACUCUUUGAGACAUGUCAUGGCUACAAAUGCUGCCAUCAUGGGAAACACGAGGCAAAGAAACCAUUCGGGAUCUUUUAGCUCCAAUGAAUUUGAGGAAGAAUUGGUGUCUCCCUCAUCAUCAGAGACAGAAGGCAACUUCGUCUACCGCACAGACACUGUGGAAAACGGAUCUAAUAAGGGUGAGAGUGCAGCUAAUAGAAAGGGACCAAGCAAGGAUGACACAUACUGGAAGGAGAUUAAUGCAGCUAUGGCCUUAACAAAUCUUGCACAGGGAAAAAACAAACUGCAGGGAACUACCAGCUGCAUCAUCCAGAAGUCAUCACAUAUAGCAGAAGUAAAGACAGUCAAAGUGCCACUGGUUCAGCAAUUUUAAGAGUUUGUCACUUUUCAAAUUGAGGCUGUUCUUCACAUCAGUGUUUUUAUCAUAACUUUUCAUCAUCAAACCUGAAGCUGGAGUGAAAAGGACUCCUUUCCCACCUCGCUGUAUUUUU
Messenger RNA from Suncus etruscus (white-toothed pygmy shrew), 1248 nucleotides. RefSeq names its product mohawk homeobox (gene MKX). The transcript is spliced from 6 exons. Gene Ontology annotation, biological process: muscle organ development; cell development; regulation of transcription by RNA polymerase II. Gene Ontology annotation, molecular function: DNA-binding transcription factor activity, RNA polymerase II-specific; RNA polymerase II cis-regulatory region sequence-specific DNA binding. Bases 72 to 1130 code for a protein of 352 amino acids. The record is from RefSeq and is a predicted model, not a curated record. Lineage: Eukaryota; Metazoa; Chordata; Mammalia; Eulipotyphla; Soricidae. Gene Ontology annotation, cellular component: nucleus.